AGUACGUCGAAUAACAAGCACCCGUGCAAAUCUCCAAACUGCGGAUGGAGUUUCAAGCGCUUUGAGCACUUGAAGAGGCAUAUGCUUGUCCACUCUAAGGAACGUUCCUUUGUCUGCGACUAUGCAGGCUGCAACAAGUCCUUUAGUCGCUCCGACAACUUCUCGGCUCAUCUCCGGACCCACUCAAAGAAG
Molecule: messenger RNA, 192 nt
Organism: Gamsiella multidivaricata
Lineage: Eukaryota; Fungi; Mortierellomycota; Mortierellomycetes; Mortierellales; Mortierellaceae
Exons: 1
Biological process (GO): regulation of transcription by RNA polymerase II
Cellular component (GO): transcription regulator complex; PcG protein complex
Molecular function (GO): RNA polymerase II cis-regulatory region sequence-specific DNA binding; DNA-binding transcription factor activity, RNA polymerase II-specific
Source: RefSeq, a predicted model, not a curated record